Messenger RNA from Saprolegnia parasitica CBS 223.65, 1283 nucleotides. RefSeq lists its product as hypothetical. Lineage: Eukaryota; Oomycota; Saprolegniomycetes; Saprolegniales; Saprolegniaceae. The record is from RefSeq and is a predicted model, not a curated record. Bases 30 to 1283 code for a protein of 417 amino acids. The transcript is spliced from 3 exons.
GGAGCCCGAAAGGUUGCGCAAGAUCGCACAUGGAGGCCGAGCGCAAGCCGCUGCCAUGGCGCCCGUAUGUAGUGUUGCUCCUCAGUGGCGCCACCAAGGACGAGAAGGCCUGUCUCGAUCGACUCCAGGACGUGCUCAGUGGCGCUCUCACGCCCCGCGAGCGCAGUGUCUUCAAGGUUGUCACCCGCACCGACCUCGGCAACUUCAAGGACCAUGCACCUGCCGACGUCCUCGCUGGUGCGUUCCACGCGCUCAUUGAGAAGGAUCGCACCGAGUACGUCCAAGCCAACGCUGCCAAGUUUGUGAGCAAGCAGAAAGUCCCCGCGGUCUUGGACCGCGACGUUCGGCUCGCGUCCAGCCGAGGGACCAUGGUCGACUCGGCCAGAGGCCAGGCCAUGACGGUGGCAGCGCCAGUCGAUGCGAUUACAAUGCCUCCCACGGAUUGCGUCGACGAUGACAUGCUGAGUGCAGCUCAAGCGGCGCUGGAGCACGACGCCCGCGACGGCGCGCCUUCGCACAUUUAUGUCCUCUUCGACUACCCGGCGUCGGUCGCCGAAGUGCGCGGUCUCAUUACCUACAAGAUGACAGGCACCGAGGGGCCCAAGGGCGUUGCGCUCUCGGCGCUCGUCGACAGCGUCGUGUCCGUGGUCUUUCCACUCCGCGCGACGCUGCGACCGUCGCCCGUCGUGCUAGCGCCAGAAGAGCUCCCCAAGCCCGUCGUUCCCGAGUCCAAGCUUGUUGAACCACCGGCCAAGCUUCCUGCCAAAGGCGGCAAGCAGAAAGCGCCGUCACCGUCGCCCGAACCUGACGUCGUCGCACCCGUCGUCGCGGCGCCGGUGGUCGAGGUCCCCGUCGAGCUACCUGGAGAAGGCAAGCUGCACAAGGAUCUCGUGGCGGCGGCGGCCGUCGGCGGAGUCGAGUGGACGGACUUUUCGUUUUCGACACUGCACUGCGCGACCGAGGCGGGCGAGCCUCGCACGAUGGUGACGCUGACAAAGGAGCUCAAGCAGAUGCUCACGGACAUUGCGGUCGCGAAAUGUGCGUUCAAGCAGUGGCUCAGUACGGUCAACAUCGUCGACGUACCAUACGAAGUGCCGGGCCGCCCCCUCGAGCAACUCUUGCGCACCUACAACGAGCUUCUGGACCCGAUUUACGAGCCGAGCGUCGGCGUCGCGGGCAUCCUUAUGGCCAUGAAGGAAUCGAUCUUUCGCGUCAGCUCCAAGGACCGGCGCGUCGCACCGCCACCGACAGUACGCACGUCAGCAUGGAACCGCUUGACAUGA